Molecule: messenger RNA, 969 nt
Organism: Pseudovirgaria hyperparasitica
Lineage: Eukaryota; Fungi; Ascomycota; Dothideomycetes; Acrospermales; Acrospermaceae
Exons: 1
Coding region: 332-724 (130 amino acids)
Source: RefSeq, a predicted model, not a curated record
GCUGUUGGAGAUUGUGGGAAGAUUGUUCCUUGAUUGAUCUGAUUUCCUCCUUUCAUGGAGAAGUCGGCUUCUUUUAUAGACAUGAUUUCAGACUUCAAGGCCUCAAUUCAACCCUGAAGUCUUAUCCGCCGAUAUACAGUUAUCAGCUUGCUUACAUAAUACACUGUGGUCGAGGAUUGCUCGGCCAACUUCUUCAUGCCUUAUAUUUGGGCUGAUAUUCUGACAGUUGUGCGCCGCAGCUGGUAACUUCAGACAAACUCAGUCCUUGCCCGCAAGUCAAACCACCGCCAUACUAACAGUACUAGGUCCUCGCUGUCAUUGAUAUCGGACUAUGAAUCUGUACUUCACAUCUUCAUUUAUCCUCUUACCGCUCAGCCCCGCCAUUAGCGGCGGUGAAGUCGGCAAGAUGAUGGUUGUCUUCAUCGUCGGGUAUGUGGCGCAAUAUGUUGUCACGGCAUAUACCUCACGGCUGUUGCAGCUUGGCAUGGAAAAGGUGCGACGAAGCGAAUUUGUGGCGACUGAAGAUGAGGCUGAGUCUGAGACUGCAUCUGAGCGCAUGGCUGAGGACGACGAGAAGAGGGCUAGCGAGUCGAGUCAAGCGCCUAUGUUGAGUGAGCUGGGUCCUCAAGCUUUGAGGGUGCUUAGUGUGGAGAAGGGUGCGAAGAGGAAGGUCCAGCGUACGUGUCUCGCGCGGAUGCAACCACGAGAUAAGUCUUUAGCAUAGGUGAUGUUGGACUUUGUGAAGGGCUGGGAGGCGCAUACAUGGGCGUACCUGUUCUUCUUUGUGUUUAUCAGCAUACCCAUCUACUAUGCGACAGGAUAUACGAUGCCGAUCUUCCUGUCGCUGACGGUGCUUUGCUUUUUGAUGGCAGAUGCUGGCUCGGUAGUCUGCAAGGUUAAUCAUAUUCUGUACACAUAUGUCGUGUCUCGACUGUACUAAUGGCGACCCAGACUGUACCUAAACACACA